CUCUUUCGGUGAUAAGGCGCGCGAGAUGUCGAGUCGAGUGUUUGUUGUCGAACUACUAUUUCUCAGCUGCUAGACGACCAUAUAGACAGGAACUUAAGCCGUGAUAAGCGAAGUUUUGUUAUUGUUUGAUAACCAUCGUUUGUUUGGAUUUUGUGGUGCUUGUAUAGAAGAAAAAACCUUUCGUGUUCUAACGUCGAUUGGGAAGGUUGUUUGAAACUAGCUCUGAAGUGCUAAGGGAAUCAACAAAAGUAUUAUAUUGAAAAUCAUGGAUCGUGUCGUUGUUUUGGACGGAGGAUUUUCAACCCAGCUUGCGGUUCAUGUGGGCAAACACAUCGAUGGAGACCCACUGUGGAGUGCCAGGUUCAAUGCCACCAACCCUAAUGCAGUCUACAAAACUCAUCUGGAUUUUCUGGAAGCCGGAGCAGAUUAUAUCAUGACCAAUACGUACCAGGCCAGUGUUGAGGGAUACAUGGAGUUCCUGGAUCUCAGUGAGGAUGCUGGACUACAGUUGAUCAAAUCGACUGUGAAGUUGGCCCACAAAGCUAGGGCACGGUAUUUGGCGGAAAAUAAUGUAAGGGAGGUUCCACUGAUUGUGGCUUCUAUUGGACCGUAUGGAGCACAUUUGAAUGAUGGAUCAGAGUAUACCGGAGACUAUGCGGAUUACGUUUCCCCAGAUACGAUCCAGAAAUGGCACCGGAAUCGAAUCGAUGCUUGUCUGGAAGUUGGCGUGGAUGUGCUGGGCAUCGAAACGAUUCCCUGUAAGAUGGAAGCGGAAGCCAUGCUGGAGCUGAUGACCGAGGAAUACCCAACUGUCAAGUUCUGGAUGUCGUUCCAGUGCAAAGACGUCGGUCACAUUGCUCGGGGGGAAAAUUUUGCGGAAACGGCCAUCCAUCUGUGGGAACGAGCUCGGCAGCUGGAAAACGACAAUCUCAUCGCCGUCGGAGUCAACUGUGUCCAUCCCAGCUUCGUUACCCCGUUGUUGAAGGCAGUCAAUGAAAACCGUCCUCCGGCGGACCGGAUUCCGUUGAUCGUGUAUCCGAACUCCGGGGAGGUUUACAGUGUGGAAACAGGAUGGUUCGGAAAGGAAUCCUGCAUUCCGCUGGAGAGCUAUGUGCCGAAAUGGAUUGAACUCGGUGCCCGGUUUAUCGGAGGAUGCUGCCGUACCAAUGCCCGGGACAUCAAGAGGAUUAAGCAAACGGUAGAAUCUUUACAACCUGGAUCUCUUAAAGCGCUCUAAUUGUUACUGUUAAAAAGUAGAUGAUAGGCUGAUUAUUUUUUAAGGCACGAAAACAUGUUACCGAUACUUCGGCUCAAACAGAAGCCAAAACGUAUAGGAUAAGUUUGAGUUAAUUAUAUAUUAGACAAUAAAAUCUUCAAUAUUAAUUCAGGA
Molecule: messenger RNA, 1390 nt
Organism: Uranotaenia lowii
Lineage: Eukaryota; Metazoa; Arthropoda; Insecta; Diptera; Culicidae
Product: homocysteine S-methyltransferase-like
Exons: 4
Coding region: 266-1237 (323 amino acids)
Biological process (GO): S-methylmethionine cycle
Molecular function (GO): zinc ion binding; S-adenosylmethionine-homocysteine S-methyltransferase activity
Source: RefSeq, a predicted model, not a curated record